UUUCUUCCCAGCAGUGCGUGAAGGAAAGGGAAAGUUCCCAUGCAGGAGAGCAUCUCUGCGCUGAGACAAAGAGCUGGUGUGCAGCGGCAGUGUGUUACACGCAGAGAGGGAGCGGGCUGAGCGUCGGUGUGAAGGAGGUGAGUCUGUAGGCAGCAACAGAGGAGGGACUGAAAGCAGCGCCGAGUCUCCAUCAGGAGCUGCCGGACAGGCGCUGUCCGCUCAGCACCACCGCAGUCACCUUGCUGUGAAAGUCACAAACCUGCUCAGGACUCAUCUCAUCAAUUACCGCAACUUGGGGGAAUCCAAUGAGCUGGAUCUGCGCUGCUGCCGGGGGGGAUAUUUGUCAGCGUUUGUGCUUUUAUCUCGACAUCUUGGAUUUACAGACGAUGUGACGUCCAUUCUUAAUGUGAUGCCAUUGGCUGUAAUCAUUUUGGAUUUCGAUUCUAUACCCUCCAGUGAGUCUGGCAGCUAUAUUUAUGAUCCUCCAGUUGCAUGACAGGUGCUUUGAAGGGAACACAGAGUGAAUGUAGCCUUAUGCGUGUCAAACAGCCCCGAUUUCUGUCAUAGUUGGUGAGAGACGACAGGUUGUUUUUUUGCGCGCCGCUGCUGCCUUUGUGUAAUUGUUUCCUUCAUGGUUGCACGGUAGACUUACCUUUGCGAUGAAGGGAACUUAUUGGAGAAAUGCCUAAGGGACGCAAUGGGCCUGAGCGACGACAAGGAUCGCAUUGUGAUAAACGUGGGAGGGAUCAGACAUCAGACAUACCGCAGCACCCUGCGCACUCUACCUGGCACCCGCUUGUCCUGGUUGGCCGAACCUGAUGCACCCAACCACUUUGACUAUGAUGCCAAGAUCGAGGAAUUUUUCUUCGACCGCCACCCCGGCGUGUUUGCACAUAUCCUCAAUUACUACAGGACAGGUAAACUGCACUGCCCGGCUGAUGUCUGCGGGCCCCUCUAUGAGGAGGAACUGGCCUUCUGGGGCAUUGAUGAGACAGACGUGGAGCCAUGCUGCUGGAUGACCUAUCGCCAGCACCGGGAGGCAGAGGAGGCCCUUGAUAGUUUCGGCGGGGGGGGCCUGUUAGACCUGGGGAGCGAUGAUGCGGAGCCAGAGCUGGAGCACACUGCUGAGGAUGAUGUGGAUGAAAUGACAAGGAGGCUGGCGCAGGGAGACACUCAUGAUGCCAGGAGCGGCAGCCUGUGGAGCCGGUGGCAGAAACAUGUUUGGGCUCUGUUUGAGGACCCUUACUCCUCUAAAUAUGCAAGGUGGGUGGCUCUGGCUUCGCUGUUCUUUAUUCUGGUGUCCAUCACCACCUUCUGUCUGGAGACCCAUGAGGCCUUCAACCCCAUCAUAAACCGCACUGAGGUGGAGGUGGUGGACAACAUCACAGUGGAGCACACCUACCAGGAGACUGAGACUGCGCUCUACCUCACCUACAUUGAAGGCGUUUGUGUGGUGUGGUUCACUUUUGAAUUUCUAAUGCGAAUAACUUUCUGCCCGAAUAAAUGUGACUUCAUUCGGAACGCCCUGAACAUCAUCGACUUUGUGGCCAUCCUGCCCUUCUACCUGGAGGUCGGCCUCAGCGGGCUCUCCUCCAAGGCAGCUAAGGACGUGCUGGGCUUCCUGAGAGUCGUCCGCUUUGUGCGGAUCCUGCGUAUCUUCAAGCUGACGCGUCACUUUGUGGGACUGAGGGUGCUGGGCCACACGCUGAGGGCCAGCACCAACGAGUUCCUGCUCCUCAUCAUCUUCCUCGCCCUCGGUGUCCUCAUCUUUGCUACCAUGAUCUACUACGCUGAACGGACCGGCGCUAACCCCAACGACCCUCGAGCCAGUGAGCACACACACUUCAAGAACAUCCCGAUCGGAUUUUGGUGGGCUGUGGUGACCAUGACGACCCUCGGCUAUGGAGACAUGUACCCUCAGACGACCUCCGGCAUGCUGGUCGGAGCCCUGUGUGCCCUGGCGGGUGUGCUGACCAUCGCCAUGCCUGUUCCUGUGAUUGUCAACAACUUUGGAAUGUAUUACUCUCUGGCCAUGGCGAAACAGAAACUACCAAAGAAAAAGAACAGGCAUAUCCCUCGGGCACCCCAACCGGGUUCUCCAAACUUCUGUAAGUCAAGCAUCAGCUCCCAGCACCCGAGCCCCAUCCCCAAUGACGACGUUUUCGAGAUAAAGUUUCAAGAUUCCAAGCUUAACGGUGAGGCAGCUAACGCAGCGUUGGCCAACGAAGAUUGCCCUCAUAUAGACCAGGCCAUAUCUCCGGAGGAAAUCUUCAGCCCCAGCGACAGAGAGCGGCCCUGCUUCCUGGUCACCACUGCUGAACGCCCCAACCACACAGGGGGCAGAGUGAGGAGGGGUUAUGAAAAGCCUUGGAGCCUUAACAGCAUGUCUGGCAUGAGCGGGGAUGCCUCUGGAGUGUCCUCAGUGUCCGCCCUGCCCUGCAGCCCACCUUGUCUAAUGCAGCACUCACAUUCUCCCAUCCCAUCCAUUAUGUAGCAUGGUUGAGUAGCAGACACAAUGCCAUUGGAAGGCCAGUCCACACUCCUCCUUCUUAUCUUACCUGUCAAAUUUUGCUUUUUACACUUGCCUUCACUCUUGCUUUCUUUUUUUUUCAUUUUUAUUUCAUUAUUUUUCUGGAAAACUGUAUCUUAACUGUGUCUAAUACUCAAGCUUUACCCAAGUGGUCUCCUUGGGUGUGUCAUCAUAUCCUAGACUAGACAACAUUGGCACAUGCCACUCUGCAUGGGUCACCUCAGUUGCAGACAAAGCACUGUUCAGGCUAACCCCACUCUUUCCUUGUGUUUACAUCAUUGCCUGUUGCUCUGUUGCUUUUGAUCUCACAUACUCUUCUGCCGGUAACUUUUAUCUCAUCUGCUUUUUACAAUUUUGUGAAAGAAACUUUCAUAAGAUGUAACCCCUGCUAAUAAUAUGCUGGACAUUAACACUACAUGGCUCUGAAACAUAUCCAAAAGGUACCAUUGCCAGCUGUUAAGGGAACUCCUCUAAAGUGCUUUGUACGUUGCAAAGUAGAGACGUUAUUAUUCUGAAAGUGCAAUCCAGACGAGGCUCAAUGUUAUCUGAGUGGCCAUUUAAAAAAAUCUAAAAAAUGAACAUGAUGUUCAUGGUGUCCAAUGCAAUAUGGAGAUGAUGACAAUUCCUAUGAUACUAGUGAUGAAUACAUUUUAAUGU
Molecule: messenger RNA, 3187 nt
Organism: Plectropomus leopardus (leopard coralgrouper)
Lineage: Eukaryota; Metazoa; Chordata; Actinopteri; Perciformes; Serranidae
Gene: kcnc1b
Product: potassium voltage-gated channel, Shaw-related subfamily, member 1b
Biological process (GO): action potential; potassium ion transmembrane transport; protein homooligomerization
Cellular component (GO): dendrite membrane; presynaptic membrane; postsynaptic membrane
Molecular function (GO): delayed rectifier potassium channel activity; protein binding
Source: RefSeq, a predicted model, not a curated record